Zingiber officinale is the source of this 1616-nucleotide messenger RNA. RefSeq names its product acyl-carrier-protein phosphodiesterase PptH-like. Gene Ontology annotation, molecular function: hydrolase activity. NCBI's taxonomy places the organism in Eukaryota, Viridiplantae, Streptophyta, Magnoliopsida, Zingiberales, Zingiberaceae. The coding region runs from base 260 to 1069 and encodes 269 amino acids. The transcript is spliced from 5 exons. The record is from RefSeq and is a predicted model, not a curated record.
UUCAUCGGAUAUAGCUCUGUCUUUUCCCUUCGAUGGAUCCGAAGAGACUCCGUGCUUGUGAAUUUUGAACUGCCGAUCUCGCAGAUCCUCUAAAGGAUGCUUUGGCGCAGUCACCAAGUCAAAGCCCGUGCCUUUACGCUGUAGAGCCCGCCUUUUCACGAAUUUCGCUACCUUUUCCAAUUCAUGUUCCGAAGCCGCUGCAUGUUUUCUCCUGUAAGAUUUCCCAGUUCAUUCGAUGCCUAAUUGAUUAGCUUCUGCUAUGGAGGCAGCCCUAGCGUGCUCGCUGCCUUGUCCCCCAUCACCGAGCUUGGUUAAUCGUUUACCGGACGGAUUCAAUCAUUUGGCUGCCGGACGAUGCGCCAGACGCACGAAGGUCGCAUCUGUUGGAAGACAACGGGUGCUGCCUGCAACCUGUUUGUUUCAUGGUCCGUGUGAUUCAGGUGACAUUAGAAUCUUCGUCGUAUCGGAUUUGCAUACAGACUAUGGAGAGAACAUGGAAUGGGUGAAGUGCCUUCCGACUGUGUGGCACAAGGGGGAUGUCCUCAUUGUCUCCGGAGAUGUGGCGGAAACAAUCAGCAAUUUUGAGCUCACCAUGUUGCAGUUGAAGAAGAGGUUUGGCAGCAUCUUCUAUGUGCCGGGGAACCAUGACCUGUGGUGCCGAAGAGAAGGUGGAAAAUUUACGGAUUCACUGGAAAAGCUGAGUGAAUUGCUUGAAACAUGUAACGAGUUAGGAGUACAAACUGCUCCGAAAAGUAUGGGCAGUGUGGGUAUCAUUCCAUUGUUUUCAUGGUAUCACAAGAGUUUUGACAGAGAGAAAGAUAUAACUAGUGUUCAAAUUCCCUCACUUGAGAUGGCAUGCAAGGAUUUUCACGCUUGUAGGUGGCCUUCACAACUAUCAAGUGAUGAUGUUGCCCUAGCUCACUUCUUUGAUACUAUGAAUGAGAAGAACCUUGAACUUGUUCAAGAAAUGCAAAAGAGUUGCUCUCAGUUGAUAACAUUCUCUCAUUUUGUCCCAAGGGUCCUAGGUGCUAGUGACAUCUAUUGGGGUUUUUUAGUUACAAAGACUUGAAUGCGCUUGACGUCAACCUACUCAAUUGUUUGCAAGAAUGCAUUGUUUUCAAUUGAUGAAAUGGCUUAAUUCGCAUAUGCACUUUCCCAGGAUACUAUACUAGCAUGGGGAAACCCAAGUACCAGAAAUCAUUUUAAUCAUUUAUUUAACACUGUAACUGUCAGUCUCAGACUCAAAUGAACAAGGUGCUACACCCUUCGACAAGUGUAAAAUCAUUCCAAAAUCGUUUUGGAAUAUGGAUCUUAACUAGAUCCCUUGUGAGGCUAGUCCAUCACUGAAAAAUCAUAGACUUUACUUUCACUAAGAUUUGGCAUUGAAUAGAACUCAGUAGCGAAAAUAGGAUUCAAGAACCAAAUAGAGUUGGACAUGAAUCUCACUGGGAGAGGUGAGGUUAGUAGGUGAUGCAUAAAAAUAAAAGUAAGGAAUAGAAGCAAACAUUAAAAAUUUAUUUGUAGUCGUCAUUAACUAGAAUACUUUCAUAGAAAUUGUACACUUAGGAGUAAAUUGCAUUAUGUAGUUAUAUAACUUAUACAUUGGAACUUGAUUG